UUUUGAUUUUUGUCAGUUUUGUGUUGUGCGUAGUUGGUUCAGUUUCUGAUGGCUUAGUUAAUUUUGAUUAUUGUUUUAUUUUUGUAUUCCAACAGUCAUAUUUCGGUUAGAGCUUGACCAGCAUGGCAUUGCUACCUCCCGACCCAGUUUAUACGAUCCGAAAUGUCGACAAUUCGCCGGUUUACUCCUUGGCAUUUAGUUUUCUACCCGGUGGGCUCGAGAGGUUACUAGCCGGCUCAAAAAAUGGUUACGUUUAUGCAUACAACCUUCAGACUAAUAGAGUGCAGCAAAAAAUAAAAGUUGGUCAAGCUCCCAUUCUUCACCUCAUCCACACAACCAACGAAAUGAUUACCCAAGAGAAAGGAGGAAUAUACAAGAUCUUCACUCUUACAAACACCGGGUACAAAGAAGCAUUCGUGAUUGAGACUGAUUAUCCCGGUUUUUGUCGUUUUGAAGCCAACACAAAACUCGAAACACUUUAUGUACCUGACAAAGAAUCCAAGAUUAAUAUAUACAACUUUUCGGCGGAACUAGUAGGGUGUUUGGAACCUGAGAAUGGAACAGUUAAACUCGGAGAUCCGAUGUGCAUGAAAUUUCUUGAGUUUCCGGACAAGCCUUCCCUGCUAGUGGGCUACGAGAGUGGCUGGCUCAUGCUGUGGGAUCUCAACACUAGUCACUGCAUUAGUAAAUUGCAAACCAAGGAAUGCCCUAUGUCUGUCGACUUUCACUUUGAAAAGCAAUGGGGAGUGCUCGGGAACGCUUCUGAUGUGAUACAAGUAUUUAGUAUAAGUAAGAAAGACUUAAGCUUGGCCCAUAAAACGGAUGUCACUAUAAAGAACGCAGGAAUAAAUAAGAUAAAUUCUAGAUCGGAUGGCAAAGUAUUUACUACUGGUGGCUGGGACGGCCAUAUUCGAAUCUUCUCGUGGUUCUCUCUGAGACCAUUGGUAGUAUUGACUGAGCACAGGCAAGCUAUACAGGAUGUCGCUUAUUCUCCACAAAAAGUGACAUUCUGGAACGCCAACAUAAUGGCGGCAGGAGGUCUCGACGGUGCUAUAACCCUAUGGGACCUGUACAACAAUAAAAACUAAGCAGCAAAACUAACCAACUACCAUCAGAAUACCACUCAGUGUAAGUUAUUAGGUUUGCACUUCUGAACACUUAAAAUAUGAGCCAGUACUAAAUAUUCUAAGCAAUAAUUUUUCAUAAGGGGUAGUAUUCUGUUGAUCUCAAUUUUCUUUACCAAAGUUUUGCCCUUCACAAUGUAUAACUCAAUUAUUGUUGGAAUGACCACCUUUAUAAAAACUAGGUGCAAAUUUAACACCUUAAAUGAGUAUGAACUUUGAAUAAUAAUGAUUUUAGGAACUGUAGCUAUUUUUUAUUCUGAUAUUUAUGUACGUUGAGAGAUUGUUUUUGUUUAAACUACACAAUCCUACUUUCAGAAAACCACUUGACUAGCAGCUGAAUCUUUUUGCUUUAUUAAUAUAAUCUAUGGUCCAAAUCAUGAUACAAAUCACAAACUUACGAAAUCUGACAUUCAUGAUACAGUAACAAUUUUGUGACUUGUCUCAUGGUUUAAGCAAGUCCAGUAUGAAUUUGUAGUACAAAAUUCUUUGAAUGUGGCCAAGCUCUUAGAGGAUAAGAGAGAAAUGUUAUACAAUUUCCACAAAUUAUAUAAACCAUGUUUCAAACAAUAAACAGAAUGAAAUUUA
Molecule: messenger RNA, 1709 nt
Organism: Aricia agestis (brown argus)
Lineage: Eukaryota; Metazoa; Arthropoda; Insecta; Lepidoptera; Lycaenidae
Product: guanine nucleotide-binding protein subunit beta-like protein 1
Exons: 2
Coding region: 123-1088 (321 amino acids)
Molecular function (GO): protein binding
Source: RefSeq, a predicted model, not a curated record